Molecule: messenger RNA, 889 nt
Organism: Chara braunii
Lineage: Eukaryota; Viridiplantae; Streptophyta; Charophyceae; Charales; Characeae
Source: the annotation of a GenBank genome assembly
CCAUGCUGCUGCUCCGUCCAGUGGGUGAAGGUAGGUGGAGCUCCAACUUCGCUCUGGAGCUGGAGACUGGAGAAGAAGACCUCCCUGGCUAUGGAGGAGUAGUGGUAGGAGGCAGUACUGAGGCCUUGGCUAUGGAGGUAGAGGGUGCAGUGCCCCAUCCCAGGCUUAGCCUGUGGAGAAUUGCGAGAGAAGGCUGAAGAGAAUCAGGGAGGAGAGAGAGAGAGAGAGAGAGAGAGAGAGAGAGAGAGAGAGAGAGAGAGAGAGAGAGAGAGAGGAACCAACAUGAGAGGCUCGCAUGUGGCUAUGGUUGACCUGCAUCUUCACUUCCUGGGUGGUGCAUCUAGAAGGCCCCUGUGUCACUGUGUGGGUUCCAGUUGGUCUUGGACUCCUUUCGAGAGUAUGUCUGUGGUGGAUGGAGGUGUGAGAGACAUAGUGGAGAUUGAAUUUCCCUUUGAACAUCCGUGAUGACCAUGGAUGUUCCGCCGUAGUGCUAGCUCUUCAGUCUUAACCAAGGAGAGAGAAGUGAGGUUAUGGCCCGAAAGUAGAGCUCUUUGAGUGCUAUACAAAGACGGGUAAUACUCGGGCAUGAUUCCUGUUCAUUUAUUCAUUUGUGGUUGUAUUUAAUUGAUUAUGAGAGGAGUGGCAAGGCAGUAGAAGAUGCGAGAAGGAAGAAGUGAGGGGGAAGACGUUGGUCCAACUGGUCUGGUUCUUCACGUCUUCUUUUAGUUUCAGCAAGUCUUGACGCUCUCUAUCGCGACCUUUCAUUCUUUUCAGCUCUCUAUUUUUCUCCACGUCUUCUUUUGAGUUUCAGCAAGUCUUGCAUUUUCUCACAAUUUGAGUUUUGCAUUAUGCAUGUGGCAGGAUCAUAGCGGUGCAUGCAUAGACAGAC